GUGAUGUUGGCCGGAACGGCACCACGGAAAACAGAAACAAGCCAAACGGUCAGAGCCAUCAGUCCCGAUACGAUACAACACCAACAGUCCACCAGUAACAAGUGUGGCCUGAAGGCAGUACUUUUAUAGCCGCUGAAACAACAAGUACCUAACCGAACCGAGCUGAACCGAACUUUCGCUUUUACCGUUCGCCGUGUGUGUGAUUUUGGCCCGGUUACAUACAGCUGUGCGUGUGCUCCGUGUGUGUACUCUGUGUGUGUGUGUUGUGUAGAUGCAAAUCAAAGCGCAGCACACCUGAAAAGUAUGCUUUAAAUGUUAACUAUCGUGCGGGACAUUGAAGUUGUGUAUUCGAGACUCGUAACUCGUAACUCCGUACCACGCGCAACCUGUAACUCUGGAAAGUUUUUAUUUGGUCGCUCGGUACAUUUACAUAAGUGAACUUUGGCAUGCGCCCCACAUGAAGCCGCUGUAUAUAAUGACGAUCCAGCAACGCCACUAAGGACGACGACGGUAACGGCGACGACUACGACUUCGUUUGCACUGAAUAAUUAAUGCAAUCAGGCAAUUUGAACCCGUUUUAGUCGGAAGUUUUGGAUGUGUGCCUGCGUUAGCACGGUUUCAAAGCAUCUAAGUAUAAUAAGCGCUUUUUAAGACUCAAAUGCAAGGCUCUCUCUCUCACAAAUAUAAACUAAAGAUCAGACCAAUCCAAACCAAACCAAAACCAGGAACUGAAACAGGGAAGGAAGGAAGGAAGAAAAACUCUAUUUUUCGAUACUAUACUAUAUAUACUACGCCACUAAACAGAAUAUACUGACCACACAUAUUCCAAUCAUAAAUUAACGUGAUAAAAAUUCUUAGCUGCUGAAAGCCCAUUUCAAUUUUCGCAUAGCCUCCACACCGCACAGGGGCACGGGGCAUUAAACAGAGAGGGUGAUCAAGAGAGAGGAGAGGAAGAGAGAGAGAGAGAAUACUGUCUGCAGACCAAGCAAAAAAUUACUAAUAAUUUUCACAUUUAAACGACAACAAAGCAGACAAACAAACGUAGAAACAUAUGCUCAGAAAUCAAGCAACCCAUACAAAUAAAUAUGUAUAUGUACGGGUGUACAUCGCGUACGGGUGUUUAGCGGCGGCCAUAUGAGCAGACAGCUUGGCAAAAUAUAUUUCGAUUAAAAUAUAAACCAAAUUGGACUGGACAGAGCUUUGACACGAAAACUAAAUUGCCUGCCAAGUGUACCCGCCGUCGAAAUUCACACGGAGAAAGCAGCAGAGAUAGGAGCACCGAACGGGGGAGGAAGAAAGGGCCCCAAAAGGUUAUCGGCGGCAGAUAGCGCGGAUCCACUGAAAGAUGCGAUCCAAGAAAAGCGCAAAGAAAAACACUUGCAAAAAUUAGCAGCAACGCCGGCAGUGGCUGUGGCUGUGGCAGUGGCUGUAGCAGCAGCUGACGGACACCGGCAGCGGUCGGGAGGAGGCCGUGCAUCUAUAAAUAGGGGUCGAACACUUUGUGCGCGUGACAGCUGUGAAAGCGGCAGGGGCUGGCGGCUGAGGCAAUGCCAGCCAAAGCGAUGGCAACUAUGACGUCAUUGGCUGGAUAAGUGAUUGCGUUCGGCAACGUCACGGAUGCGGUAUAAACUGGUCCGGCCAGGCCAAUAAACCACAUAUCGCAUAUACACCCCGCGUCCCCGCGUAUAUGUACAUGGACCUGGCAUAAUGAGAGCGCCAAACAAAUGGGAAGAAAACGAAUGCCAAGCAGCGGCAUCAUCUGAAGCAGCAACCGCAGCAAUAGUGGCAAUAGCAAUAGCAACAUGCAAAGAGGCAGCCAGAGCAGCAGCAUCAGCAGCGCAGCAGGAGCAUCAAUAACAGUAGCAUCAGCAGCAGAGCAGCCAUGAGAAUCGCGAGAAAGCACAGCAAGAAGAAGGAGAGUCGUGGCGAAAAAGACAAAAGUUGCAAAAAUAUUUCAGUGCUCACAGCUGCUCUAGAAUCAGUUUAAAUUCAUCGUCGAUCGGCAGCAACGCAACGAGUGCUGUGGUUCACAGUUCCACAAAAUCGCGCGCUUCUCCAAUCUGUAUCGGUGUGUGUUUAUUUGUGCGCGUGUGUGUGUGUGUGUUUGUGUGUGUGUGUGAGUGUGAACAGAGGAAACGGAAGUGAAAGUUGAAUUGACAGUGUGUACACAACUACCACCACAACCAGCAGCAGCAGCAGCAGCAAGAGCAGCUGAAACGACUCCAACGAACAUUCAACGACACUAAACCCCAGCAUUAAAUUACCAAUAAAAUCAAGCCAAACGGCUGCAGAAAAACUGUGCGUAAAGUGUUAGCUUUAAAGAACCAAGCAGCUACCUUACUUGUGCUAAAUUCAAUUCUUAAACUGAACAGAACACGGAAAUGCCGACCAAAGAACAUCAAACCCAUGCAAUUGUGAUGUUUUGAGCAUUAACGAAAUCUUCAGUCUUCGAGCAUCGGAAUCAUGCAGCGAUCUAAAUGACAGCACGAACCUUAAAAUAAAUCAAAUUCGAACUCUCUUUGUGAUAGCCCCAGACUGUGGAAAGUACGUUACGUUAUCUUAGCCUCUAGUUAGUUACUAUUCUAUAUAUGAUUUUUUUUCGGCGACUCUCGCUACUGAGAGAACUCACAAGUGGGCAGAAUAACUGAGGAAACCCCCAACAAAAGACAGGACAAGUCAAACCAAACCCUAACUAAAACCGGAACGAACUUUUCGAAACUGAAUCCCCCCGCCGAGUGUUAUGUUUUCUGAACCCAACACGAUCCCAAUACGAUCCGAGAACUAGCUGAGAUAUACUUAGCGCAGUGUCACCAUGUCACAUGGGGGCCGUAAGGAAUGUACGUAAUAUAUCCCGCCGAUGAGCUCAUCUUGAUGACAUAUGGUUUCUUUGCGCCACGUGUGAAACCGCGACCCUCACUCGACUGCCUCCGAGAGCCGCUCGUCCCUAUCGAGUACCCAGAGAGAGGCGCCACUACAACCACAACCACAGCCGCAACCAAAAACUCAACCGCUGCGACAACCAGCAGCAGCAGAACCACCGCCUUCACCCCCACUCCAGUCCAGUAUCAGUUUGAGUUUCGUGCUCCCAGUCCAUCCGUAGGCAUCCAGCCGUCACCACCGGUUCACACUAGCUUUUUCAGCUUUGAGGAGCAACCAGCCCCGGUCCAGGGUCCCCCGCAGUCACAAAGCCUGCCGCCGACGCCCACCCGUCGCACAUCGCGCUCCUCGCUGACCCACUCGAAUCACAGCCACAGCUCCGGCAAGCGGGGCAGCGUGAGGAGCGGACGCCUGCCGCCUGCGUCCAUGUAUAAUGAUGCCAGCCAGAUGCAGGGGAACAGCGCCACUGGACCAGGACGAGCACCAUUCCAGCGCAGCAGCGCAGCCUAUGACGAGGAGGCGGGAGCCCUUGGCGGCGGCCUAGACUAUGCCGCUGGUCAGCUGGUCAGCCGGUCGCGAAGUCCCAGCAUCUUCCUGGAACCACCCACACCAGAUCCCACACAUGCCCACUUCGGACCAGGCUGGGGCCGGCCCAUGUCGCCGAUGGAUCUGCCGCCCGAGAAGUCGGUGCCAAGCAUCGGCGUGGGAUCUGGCACCAGUGCCGGUAGGUCUCCCACGAGCAAGUCCCGGCUGCGACCCAAGCUCCACCUGCCCUUGGGUCGACUCGGUCGCUCCACAUCGUCGGACACACGGGAGAGCAACCGAUUGCGUGAGGACGUUCACGUGCAUGUGGAGAACCCGGUGUUCAGCAGCGAGAACCUGCGCCAGAACAACUUCGAUGCAUUCUUCGAGGCCCGCGAGCCCGUCAUUAAGCUCCAGCCGCGCACCCCCAACACGGCGCCAGCUGAGGGGGGCCGUGGCUACUCGCCACCACUGGAGGGCCGCAGGGGUGUCUACGACUCGCCCCGGACGAGGAGUCCAGCUGGAAAGGACGGUGGUGGCGGUGGCCUCUUUGCCCGUUCGCCGCGUGAGGAUCGCGAUCGAAUGGCCAACGCUCGUUCUCGCAGUGCGGAUCAGUACGAUGGGGCAGCAGCAGGGGGAACGGGACUGGGACCGGGACCGGGACCAGGACCGGGACAGGGUGCGGGUGCUGUGGAAAGUGGAUCCAAAUCUGCGGGCGGUGGUGGCGGUGGUUCGGCCGGAGCGCACUCCAAAGAUUCUUCGGUAAAAUCUUCAAGUGGUCGAAGAAAUCGUAAGUUCUUUGGGUGGAGGGGGCCACGCGGUGGUUCCCUUAGCCCCCGGGCCGGCGGCAGCAUGGCGUCUUACAACGGCGUGCUCAAGGACUACAGCCACAGCAGCUUGAACGAGGCUUUCAAGUCCCAGAAUAGUGUCAACUUUAAGUUAAUUAAAACAGUUUCCGAUUUCAACGAAACACUUUCCCAAUUGUAUGAGGAACACGCAACUGCCCUACAAACUCUAGUGUCCAAUUAUCGCAAAAAGAAUGCUGAGCUACGCAAAGAGAGACCCGCCUGCCACUUGGCCAUAUUUCAGGCAUGGGAAACAUUCCUGCAGGAGGCCGAGACCGAUUCGCAGGCCUGCAACGAUGUGGCCAGUGUCCUCUCCCGACAGGUGUCGCGACCAAUGCUGGAUAAAUCCUUUCAUCGAAAAGUUCAAAGCCGUAAAAUAUUUACACACAGGGAGUCUUUUGAGACUAUUAUCGCAAAGACUGAAGAGAAGCUGUCAAAGUGCCGGAUGGACUACAAGCAGUGCCACAUGGCCCAUCGACAGAACCCCAGCCAGCACUCGCUCACCGAAUACAUUGACGCACACAAUGCGUACGUGCAGCAGCUGCAUGCCACGAAUGGCAUGCUGGAGGCCUACCACGGCGACACCCUGCCACACCUAAUGCAGGAGCUGGAGGAGAUACACAAUGACCUGUCCGGCAUUGUUUCCGAUUCGUUGCUGCAGGGAGCCGAUGUAAUUGCCAGCAAGGCCAGCGACCAGGCCAAGCGGUACAUCAGCCUGACCAACCAGUGCAGUGCGGUCUCGCCGCCGCAGGAUCUGGCCAACUUUGUGCGCCUCCUGGCCCAGCCAUCGCAGGCCCAGAAGGUUCCCCGGCGGCCCUUUGCUCCACCCCAAGGCGAGCCAGCCGAGGAGACGGGUGACCAUAAUGAGAUGACACCCAACUUGCGGAACGAGCUCGUCUUUGACCGCCACUCCACGCUGUCGCAGCGCUCGGCCCUGGAGUCACUGAAGCGUGAGGCCAUAGAAUUGGAAUUGCAGAUACGUCAGCUGCAGGACGCCAUCGAGGCACUGAAUCGGACACAGACUCGCGGCAUUGAGGGGCAGCUUUACAACAAGGUCAACGAGCUGCAGGAGGAUUUAUCCAUGAAGAAGUUUGACUUGCGCGCCAAGCAAAUUCAUUUGGCGGCCAUACGGGCUCAGAAGGAGCUGUUCGUGAGCAAAGUUGAGCCGACGUCGCCGCGCAACGAACGUAAAUUCUCCGCUGCCACAGCGCCAUCGAUGAAAACAAAGUGGCUGAAAGCAUUUAAGAGCCUAAAGCCUGCUGGUUCUGGUUCAGCACAACAAGCAGACAGCCAACCACCACCCCGACAAAAUCAAAUGUACCACGCUGUAUCAACCGUUUUGACUUUGAGGCGUAAUGGUGCCUCCAGCACGGCCUCAGAGCCGCUGCGCCCCAACCUGGACGGGAGCCAUCAUCUGCAGGAGUACACGUACAAGAAGAUAACGGCAUGCGAUGCCUGCUCUCAGAUACUCAGAGGCCACACCAGGCAGGGUCUACGCUGCCGCAUCUGCAAGCUGAAUGCCCACGGAGACUGUGCCCCGAAUCUGCCGCGCUGCCAGCCCAAGCAGAAGCUCCUGCGGCGUCAGAAGAGCACCUCGGAGCUGGAGAAUCGUGUUGAUUUCGAGGAGGAAACAGGCGCCGACAAAUCCGUCCAGGCGAAGGUGUUGGAUGGCAGCUUCGCUGGAGGUUCGAUACCCGGACCCGCAUUCACCGAGCGGGAGAUGGUGCCGGGCCCAAGGCCCGCGGAUAUACCCAUUGUCAGUGUCUCCGAGCUUGCUUUGCAGGAGCAGCAGCAGCAGCAGCAGCAGCAACAGCUACAACAACAAUAUCAGCAGCAGCAACGAAGUCUGGCAUCGGUGGCUCAGGCGGCAGCAGUACGGGCCGGACGGGGCGUGCGACCACCGCCCGUGGCCAUGCCCAUUCUGGGCGUGCAACUGCAGCAACAGGAGCUGCAGCAGCAACGUGGCGGCCUGCCAGUGCCCACCCAAGACAUAUCUAGUAGUUCAGCACCGCACUCACCGCGCCGCCAAAAGUUGAACUUACGCAUGAAAUCCUUGAGCCUGGACUCCCCCGAGUCGUCGGAGCUGCACGGCCAAUUCCGGCGACGUCCGCAGCUGCCGGUAGCGGGCGCAUCCACAUCAACGGCCCCCGGCUACUAUCACGGCGGAUCGGGCGGCCACCUGGAGCACAGCACUCCUCCAUCGAACAACAGCCGUCUGCACUCACCAUCGAGUCCCUCGCAUACGGGCCGCAAGCUGUUGUAUGCCACACGUGGCAUGCGUGGUGGCAGCGUCGAUUUGCCGGACGAAUUGGAGAAGUCACAGUCAUCGGCCAGCACUUCGCCAUGCCUCUCACCAAAAUCGCAUCGUCUGCUGCCCACCAACUUGUACGUCAUCCUCUACAACUUCAAGGCGCGGCAUUCCGACGAGCUGGACCUCAAGGCUGGCUACAAGGUGACUGUCAUUGACACAUCCGAUCCGGACUGGUGGAAGGGGAAGGUACUGGGACGCGUUGGUUUCUUUCCAUCCAAGUACUGUGUGCGUCUGAACGCCAGUGAGAAGCCACUGCAGGUGACCCACAAUCUGCAAGUGUCGGAUGGGGAGCGCAGCGAGAAAAUAACGCUCCUGAGGGAUCAGAUUGUCAUACAGGUCGGCGACGAAGUCAAUGGGAUGUGCAUGGUGCGCUCGGCCGACAGCCGCCAGGGCUACUGUCCGGUCAAGUAUCUGCAGGAGGUGUGACAGCCAGAAGAGCCCGAAGAUGAGCCGCCUGCCGAUGAGCGGAAUAGGCCGCAGAAAUCGGCCAUGCAAGCGACGACGUCGUCGUCGUCAAGGACAACGGACAAGACCAAGCGUAGGAUUAGAAUUGUAGUUAACGAUAAUAGCAGCUUAGCCGGAAGUAGUGUCGCACCUGCACCUGCACCACCACACACCACCACCACCGCCCAUUAUUCGAAUCACCAGAUCCCAAGGGAAGCGGAGGCCGAGACUAAGCGACUGAACAUCGAUUAUGGCGACGAGAGCAGCGCCGACUGGGAGAAGGACAAGGACGUACUCAUACUGUCCGGACGCCGGAACAAGAACGACAAGAACUGGGAGAACUGGGAGCGGAUCCGCGAGCAUAAGCUGGAGAAGAUGAAGAACAUAUGCUUCGAGAGCUACCGUCAAUCGAAGCGGGACAAGCUGCUGCAGGCCAAGCCCCGACCAAAGCAGCUCGACUCCACCUGGUACACGGACAACAUCUACUCGAAUCGCUCGGACGACAUGGAUGAGGACUAUGUACCCGACUGCAUCAAGUACGGCACCUACCGUGCUCUUCGCGACAUUAACGAGCUCGACGAGAAGUAUCCGGAGGAGGCAGGCGUCAAUCGGGAGCGGCGCGGCGAGGGCGAGGGUUCCCCGGGAUACGGGCUGCAUCGAUCCAAGAGCUGCAAGGAGUUCCAGUACCCCAAAUCGCAGAGCUGGUGCUUCGAGGGCAACGUGUUUGAGGGUGGCGGCGGCGUGCCCAGUGGAAGUGGCGCCGCUGCUCCGGCCACCACCUCGAUACUGAAAAACCGAUCGGGAGUGCCCAAGUCCUACUCGUUCAGUGCCAGCACCAAGACAAUGCCCUUCGACAUCAUCGACUACGAGCUGCCCCCCGCCUCGAACACGCGGCGCGAGAAGCGCGAAGCCUACAGGCGCAACAUGAACAUGCUGUACAGCAACAGCCUGGACGAGCGAACCCUGGCCCACAGGUGCUGCGCCCGGGACCAGUGCACCAGCGCCAGGUGCCUGCUGGACGAGAUCUAUCCGGGAUCGGGGGUGGCAGCCCGAUCGCGGGGUCGCGCCCCAUCGCAGCAGUUGCUGGCUGGCAGCAACAGGAAUCUGAGUCUGAAUGCAGCGGACUGGCUGUUCGAGGAGCGGGCAGAGGCCGAUCACCGGGCGGGGCGGGGUCCGAGGACGCCGGCCCCCACGGUGAUCUGUUGCUGUGCUGCGGACGAUUGUUGCUGCCACCGACAGCCACAGACCCAUCUGGUGGUUCGGCCGCGGUCGCGUGUCCACUGCCCCGGCCACCAUCCGGCGGCCGAGGAGGAGGAGCACAUGCACUGCCGCUACGACACCGAUCUGGAGCACUUCAUACGGGCGGAGCGCGAGCGACUGCUGCUGCAGGACAAGUUCCUGGACGAGGACGAACGCUACAUGGCCGCGGCACCUGCACCUGCGCCGCGCAGCCCAGCGCAUCGGUACCCCAGCUACCAGCGACCCACACGCAGCAAAUCGCUGCUGGAAAUGGAACCAGCCAAUCUGUACCACGACGACGACACUUGCUCGGACACAACCGAAAUCGAUCUGGAGGACUUCAACAUCGAUCUGGAGAAGUACUGGGAGCAGCUGGACAAGCCGCCCAGUCCCAUCAACAUGGACAUGCGGCGCAACAUGCAGAGCAGCCUCAAGGUGAAGAACGUCAACGUGAGGUGCUACAACAACGGACAGCCCAUCGACCUGCACGACCGGGAGCACGAGCGGCUAAUGAUCAAGAAGUCGCUGCUCGAGGGCAUGCCCUCGCCGCCGCAGCUGGACUCCAGCGAGUCCUCCAACAAUGCUGGAUAUCCUUUUUUUGAGAAUGGACCAGACAGCCCCUCCUUCCAUCAUAUCUCUGGGUCCGGACCGGGUCGGGCGCCCGCCUACGGACAUGCGCCGGGCUACGGGCACAAGAUCUAUCCGACUGCGGAUAUCCUGCCCUCGUACCAGUACAAUAACUUUUACCCCGAGCACAGCCACCCGACUGUGGGCAACGUGCUCACUCAGCAGCCCACAGCCGGCAUCCACCAUGCCUCCGCCGGCGGCCACUCGGCCCUGAGUCUGAUCAACAACAUCUUCUCCAUCUACAAGCCGAACAAGUACUCGCCGGAGAACUGCCAGAUGAACUACGAGAGCAAGCCGGAGCCGUGCAAGAAGAUGAACGUUCCCAGCACCCGGCGACCCCUUGGCGCGGCGGCCCCUCUCCAUCCCCACCCGCACGAGUACAUGCACUCAUCGAUGAAGCGGCCGCUGCUGGUGAGCGCCGACCAGCCCCACUUCAAGAUUAUCCCCGAGAAGACUGGCCUCAAGAUAUCCCCUCUGCUCAGCUACGAUGAGUACGGCGGAGGCGGAUGCGGUGGCGCAAGCAUCGACAAGUCGCAUCAUAGACUGAGCAGCACGGCACGGCCUCUGAUGCUUCCGCACUGAUGGUGCUGGACCUUUCCGUGGUAUGGUAAUGGCAACUAUUGUUAGUUAUGCUCCCAGCGACUGCCUGAACAGCUCUGCAGAAGACUAUCCAGAAGACUCGCGAAAAGCGGUCCUGAGUCCUGCCCCCAAAACAACUCCACUCCAUUGACAUUCCAGCUGGCUGGGGCUGUGGCUGUGGGCACAUCUGUUCUCAACCACCACCACCACUCGUCGUUGUCGUCGUCGUCCUCGUCGCCUUCGUUCAUCCGCACAGAUUGCUAUUGAUUCAGCAAUGGGAGCAGGGACCUUGUUCCAUUGAUUGAUUCAUCGUUGUCGCAGCAAUUGACACUCCAGCAAAAGCAAAAGCAAAAGGAAUCCAGGAACAACAACUACAGCCAUACCAUUGGAAAACAGCACAACAACAACAAACUACAAGAAAAACUAUAACAUGACCAAGAACUUAGUCAA
Molecule: messenger RNA, 9894 nt
Organism: Drosophila obscura
Lineage: Eukaryota; Metazoa; Arthropoda; Insecta; Diptera; Drosophilidae
Gene: Stacl
Exons: 22
Biological process (GO): skeletal muscle contraction; positive regulation of voltage-gated calcium channel activity; positive regulation of protein localization to plasma membrane
Cellular component (GO): extrinsic component of cytoplasmic side of plasma membrane
Molecular function (GO): protein binding
Source: RefSeq, a predicted model, not a curated record